AUGUCCUUGCCCCCCGAACAAAUAAAUAUCAAACGGCGCCGAGAGGAAGAGCCUGUCGAUACAUUGUAUAUACAAUCUGAGUUACAUCAGACAAAGCGUCGAUUUACCGACUUUGUCUUCCAACGUGUUACCGUCAAUGCCAGGGAAGGCCAGGGAAGUGACCCUCCUAGCCCCUCGCAUCUCAGAGCUGCGCAGAGAGCUAUUAAGAGUCCUCGCUCCGUGAGCAGUAUCCAUCUGCCGAAGACCACUAAUAACGCUGGGGGUGGCACCAUUCCUUUGGUGAGAGCAACAUCGCCUGGAGCAGAGCUUCGUGAAGAGAAAAGAAUUGCGGCCGCGCGAAAACAGGCAGAGGAAAAGCUGAAAAAUGCUCUGCAUUCAUCACCUUCUCCGCUAAAGAAAGCCUCCGAGAAACAGGCCACCGUGCCUCAGAAAAGCGAUGCAGCACCAAGCAGUGAGGGUAUUGUAUCUUCUACUUCAAGUGGACGAGGCAGUCCAGCCUCGUCAGCUGGCGUAGCGUCUUCAAUACGUCGUUUUCAGAUUUCACGAAAUGGCACGCCUACGGGACCACUACGCAGUACUGGCGGGGGCGUCCAGAAAAGAAGAGCGGACGGUGCCGUCGCAGUGUUGGUGGAAAAGCUACGCCGUGAGCCGCAUUCAAGGCGGGCGUCAAUGGUUGCGGAUGCGGCAGCCCAAGUUGAAGCCGCCGACUCUCUGGCCCAGGGCGCAACGCCUGCUCGUCCCCGGAAGCGACCGGUGGUAAACCAAGCUGAGAAAAAAUGGCGAGCAGAGCGCCAAGAUGCAGCAUCCGCUGCCAACGAAAAGAUUUUCCAGGUGCUGGAGAAGGGAGCACAGUCCCGUCAAAGUAAUUGGGAGGAAGAGUCGGAUCGAUUGGCGCGCCAAUUUGAGCAGAUCGCACUGGAGCUUGAUGGGAAAAUGGAGACAAAGCCAACAGAUGCAACUCAAUAUACGAGUUCCUCUACAACAAGUCGCCCGGCGAUGCCCAAACCUCCGCUGAAAUAUCAGCCACGGACUCCCAAUAAGCCACGAGCAGCAGCGGAGAGACAAGACAAAGCUAUUAUGCCACCCGCAAAGCGCGAGGAAGGGGGUGACAGCGACGAGGACUAUGUUUACGAUACGUACAUCCGGCAUCGUCUCCCCGAUAAAGGUCUUUUGACGGACCCCCUCGUCGAUCUUGAACUAGACCAAGAAGCGUGGCUGCGGCACCACGGAAUCGAUAACGCUCGCCAAGAUAUUGGCGUUAUCGUCAUCACGCCAGAGGAUGAAAUAUAUUGGGAGGGCUUUGCGGAGGAUGAAGAUGAUGAGGAUAGGUGGGAUAGCGAAGAUGGGGACUCCAACGCGGAGAAUAAUCCCGCAAAUGACUAUCCAGACGAGGAGCUAUCCUGGGACGACGAGGAGGACGACGCAGCAGCCAUCUACAGGAAGUACCGACACGACCGCUCCGAUGACGAGUUCGACUGGGAUGACUCCGGUAGCGAGGGCCCUGGAGGGGACAGAUAUGGACGGUCGCACGUGGAGCCUGACGAUGACAGCUGGUAG
Messenger RNA from Aspergillus puulaauensis, 1557 nucleotides. Its product is annotated as Iwr1 domain-containing protein. Gene Ontology annotation, biological process: protein import into nucleus. The transcript is spliced from 3 exons. Gene Ontology annotation, cellular component: cytoplasm. NCBI's taxonomy places the organism in Eukaryota, Fungi, Ascomycota, Eurotiomycetes, Eurotiales, Aspergillaceae. The record is from RefSeq and is a predicted model, not a curated record. Bases 1 to 1557 code for a protein of 518 amino acids.